UGAAACAUGAAAGUCAUGAAUUUCCCCGAACUACUUGUAGUUCCCCGCACUUCCUCUUUUGUAUGCGAACUACAAGUCUUUAGUUGCCAGUGAAAUUACGUCGUGCAAAAUCGUGAUAAUGGCAGCCAUCCAGAUGUCGACAAUUGGGUUUUUUACAUCUCCGUUUCAUUUUCACCGUUCAAUAUUCAGAUUGGUGGGUCCUAUUAAAGUUCACCCAAGUAGAUUUUUUACGAACACGAAGAGGCUUCUUGCAGGUCGAAACUCAAACGUUCAGCGAAAAGAACAAGAGAAAGAGGAUCUCAAGAACAACAACCAGGAUGAUGAUGAUGAUUUGAGUUACUUGUUGAAAUUGGGAGUUGGAUCUGUUGGAGGUGCAGUUGUGAUUAAAUAUGGAAGCGUGUUGUUACCAGAGAUUACAAGACCUAAUAUCGUAUUAAGCUUGGCUAUGAUAUUCACCCCGGUUUUAGUUGCUGUAAUUCUCUUGAUUAAGCAAAGUAGCAGUGGUACUACAGAACAAACCUAGCAGGUCUUAAUUUUCUGCAGUUCUUUUCUUUUCUUUACUGUUUAAGAUUUGUAUAAAUAAAUUUAUAACAGUGGUUGUUAGUGAGUGAUGACUUCUGUGUCCGUGUUCACCAUCGUACCAGAUUAUCAGGAGAGUAGCAUGCAUAUAUUUAGGACUGUACAUUGCAGUGGAUUGAAUAGAUAAUGUUUUUACUAACAA
Papaver somniferum (opium poppy) is the source of this 721-nucleotide messenger RNA. RefSeq lists its product as uncharacterized. The coding region runs from base 119 to 523 and encodes 134 amino acids. The record is from RefSeq and is a predicted model, not a curated record. Gene Ontology annotation, cellular component: chloroplast. Lineage: Eukaryota; Viridiplantae; Streptophyta; Magnoliopsida; Ranunculales; Papaveraceae. The transcript is spliced from 2 exons.